AUGUCCGGAACGGCAAUUCAUGAUCCUACCGAGUUCCACAAUACCAUCGAUCGUUUCAAUCUCGAUCAUUCGCUCCGCUCAAGUGCUGCUAUCGCUGACGCAGGAGAUCUUGAUGUUUCCUUGGAUAAUGAUGACCUUUACAACAAUGAUGGCCAAAACGCACCGAAUCAUCCAGAAGUCUGUUUGCCUACUGCUUCUUUUACCGGAAUGAAUGCUAGAGCUAUCACCGAAACCGAGACUUUCAACAAUGCCACUGCCCCUGCCGCCGCUCCAGCCACCACCGCACUCGCCACCACCACUACCUCAACCACUAGUCGAGUAAUUGCCACCACGUCCACCGCCGAACCAGCCACCGUCACUUUCUCCGCUGCUGCUACCUCAAAUCCUGCCUCCACUACCACUACCUACGCCAGUGUGAUUUCCAGGACUACUGCUGCUGCAAACACUGCUACUCGUCCUGCUGCUGUUGCAAAUACCGAAAUUCGCUCUGCUGCACCAUCAACAUGUGAAGUGCCACAUGACUGUCGAUUAAAGGUAGUUAACAGGAAUCGUACCCCAAAUACCUACUGA
Armigeres subalbatus is the source of this 570-nucleotide messenger RNA. RefSeq lists its product as uncharacterized. The coding region runs from base 1 to 570 and encodes 189 amino acids. Lineage: Eukaryota; Metazoa; Arthropoda; Insecta; Diptera; Culicidae. The transcript has a single exon. The record is from RefSeq and is a predicted model, not a curated record.